Messenger RNA from Penicillium antarcticum, 2196 nucleotides. RefSeq lists its product as uncharacterized. The coding region runs from base 1 to 2196 and encodes 731 amino acids. The record is from RefSeq and is a predicted model, not a curated record. The transcript is spliced from 2 exons. Lineage: Eukaryota; Fungi; Ascomycota; Eurotiomycetes; Eurotiales; Aspergillaceae. Gene Ontology annotation, molecular function: protein binding.
AUGGCGACUGUUAACCAGAACAUGUUUGGAGCCAACAUAGGCGCAGAACCGCCAGGCGGUGCGUCGCUAAUGGUUCUCCCUUUGAACCUCAUCGCCCAAAUCGUAUCAUAUGUCGAAGACACAGGCGACCUCGCCCGGCUAUGCCGAACAUGCCGCGUCCUCAAUUACAUGGCUUUGCCACAACUCUACCGCAGCCUGACGCUGACCUCCUACGACAAAAUCCGCUAUCGCGAUGACCAACCCGAAGGAAUCGGCAGCGGCAGUCCCUUCACGAUGGGCCUGAACGCGGUGAUUACACGGCCGUAUGGGUCGCUAGUGCGGUCAAUGACACUGCGCGGCGAAUGGAACGACCACGAGCUGGAAGAACAUGCGCGAGUCGGGCGCGUGCCAGACUCUUCGAUGUUGCUGAAUAUCACCGCCCGCGCUGCGAUAGAUCGCAUGACCAAUCUCGAGAGCUUCCAUUGGGAGUUGGGUACCAAGAUGUUGGAUACAGUGUUUACGGGCUUGACGCAGCUGCCUAAGCUUACUUCUCUGACGAUUCGCUUCCCCUCCAGCCGUCAUCCGCAGCCUACCUUUGUUCUUCCCGGCAUGCCGCAUUUGCGCUGUUUGAAGAUUACCGAUAUUGAUCCCUUGUGUUAUCCGGAUGAUAUUGCGACUUUGCUUUGGAAGAGUCGGAAGCUGCGCGAUUUGAAGUUGCAUUGGUCGCCGCGGAUGCGGGAUGCUCAGGAGCCCAGUGUUUCGCUUCAUGAUUACUUCCGUAAGCUUAUUGCUAAUAAGCAGCCACUGGCGGUUAAGAAGAUGUCGUUUCAGAAUCUUUAUGCUUUUCAUACGGAGGAUUUUAAUUUCGCUUUUGAUCCGACCACUGUUGAGGAUGUUACUUUCCUCAGUGGUGUUGAGGGGUCUAAUCUUGCCAACACAUUCAUGGAGAAUAGUUGGCCUACUGUCCCGCCACAUGGCAAGCUGCGCAUCAAAUCUGUCAGGAUGGAUGCCGUGUCGAAACGGAACGCGGAGUUCAUUGGUAACUUCCAAGACCUUGAACGGUUGUACUUUGUCAACGUCACCUCCGAAUCGAACGAUUAUCUCAAUUCCCCCCGCCAUGGAUUGGCCUCUUCAUCGGCACUUACGCCGCCGACUUAUGAAAGUCAACCUAAUGGCGCGAUUAAUGGAACUUCUUCGAAUUCACCCAUCACCUCUGCUUCCCCGGCAAGCCAGUUGACUGCCACUUCCAGUAUCCGCGAUGUCUACCUCUCACACAUCAGUGUCAACCACGGCGCAACAUUGCGCAACCUCCUCCUGCCCUCAAGAUGGCCUCUCUCAACAGGCAUGGUUGGACGUCUCGUUCACAGCUGCCCGAACCUGGAGCAGCUGGCUCUCGCCACAGAGUUUACCAGCAUGGACUCACUGAGUCUACUAAUACCCUUCCUCCGAAAACUAAAAGCCCUCCGACUCCUCAUCCCCCCAUCAUCCGGCCAACCCCAAAACGUCCCAGCAGGCUCAGCCCCGGGAAUAUCCCGGUCCGCACAACGCGACACCACCCUCGGCCUCAGCAGACCACUAAAGGAAACCAUCGCAAACGCAAAGUCCUUCACAGAACUAGUAGAAAUGGACGACACAGCCCUAACAGAUCUGAUAAGCCACGACCUCGCAAACGAACAAGUCUACGGCAACGUCAAAGUCCUCGGCCUAGGCUGGAAAGCAUGGGAACUCCGCGAAUGCUACAAAGCCCCAAUCCCACCACCCCAGCCCCAAAAUAUCAUAAUAGAAGACCAACCCCCCCAUAACGGCGAAUACGCACCCACCGAAAGUCCCAUCAACAUCUAUGGUGGUCCCCAAACCCACCCAGCCCACUCCACAACCACAACCACGCUCAGGUCACCUUGUACACAAACACCCCGUCUGGGCUCUUGUUCUGCAAGUGCCUCCCCAGUCGCAAGACCCCUCCAACCACCCUCAACAUUGGGCAAACGAUCGCGCGAUUACGACGAUAAAGAUCCUGCCCCGACACCUAGACAACAAUCCCGUGGUCCUGACACUGUCAUCCCCGAAGACCGUGAGGAUACGCCAUCCUUCAAUCCAACUUUCCAUCCUCCUGCAAUGGCUGAAGAUAGAUUUCUAUGGAGGAGGCGUAUGCGCCGUGUUGGGUGGGAGGUUUUGCAGCACUGGGAGGUGUGGGCUUUGGAUGCGCAGGAGAUUUGA